ACUUGGUCACAAACRCAAUCCAUUGAAACUUAAAACAUUUCCAUAUUUUCUUGAAAUGUUGAGUCUAGUCUCCAACAGUCACAGCCCAAUGAGACACUGCCUUUAAAAAUCCACUGGAAGAGGCUCUACUUUAUAAACUACACCAUACAAUUCUAAUAAAAUUUUGUUGUUGUUGUUUUUUUGUUUUUUUUACAAAUCCAAUAUCCAUUAUGAUUCAGUCCUUGUAUAUCCUAUUAGGAUAGGAUUAGGUAAACAGAGAACAUACAGGGUUAAGUUUUCCUUGAACUGAAUGUGUAACUCAGGUUACAGCAAGACUCAAAUGUUGACUUUCUCAGUCCACAAAAAAGUCAACAAGAUGACAGGUGCUGUGUGUUAUUUUGUUUCUGGCCUCCUUUGUCCCAUGGUGCUUGGUGAUCCUUGACCCAGAUUCCACUGUGUUUAGAUGCGGAGGAGCAACACGAGCCCACURGUGACCCUCUAGGCAUUUAUCACCAAUCCCCAAGUUGUAUGUGUGAGAGCAGAAGUGCUUGCCAAGGCCUCUCAGGCUGUCACAGCUCAUGGACUUAUUUAUUUGUUACUUGGGUGAUUUUACAGYAACACAGUCAGUAAUGUGGGUUCCCUGAAGAACAUUAUGAUUAUCAAUGGGAAAAUAUAACUGACUCAUGAAAAUUAAUUUUAAUAAAUUAGCAUCAAGUAAAAGACAUCAAGAAAAGUAAUUAUUUUACAGUACAGACAAGUAGAGAUUUGAACACUGAAUGCAUGAAAUUGCUUUACAUUUGUCCACAAGACUUGACACUGUUGCUGUCCAAGAAUACACACUAGUAUGUGAUAUAUUACACUACGUAGCAGGUUGUUUGGCUACACAAGGAAUCGUGAGAACUUGUGUCUCUUGAAUCUUCCCAUACAACCAAUGAGUGUGAGAGAGAGAGGCAAGAGAGGAGGAAAUAGACAUCCCUGAUGGGAUAAGAAAAGUUUCUGCUUGCAGCAGUAACACCAACGUGCAACUGGACACGCAAGAUCGGCAACUCUGGUCAUGCUUCCUCAAAGGCUGGGCAAAAGUAAAAGAUCUCAGCUCCUGGAGGUGUGUAAAGCUUUUGCAGAUUAGAGCAACUAAAACAAACUAUGGCAGCAGAURAUCCAUGCUUUCAGGAAGACUGGAGGAUAAAGAUGAAGGAGAGCAGGAGGAAUAGGUGCAAGGAAAGGACAAGCCAAUUGACUAAGUCUGAUUGGGAAGAAGAGGAAGGUGAAGAUAUUAGCCACCAGGAAGAGGAUCUAAAAGGUGGAAAGGAUGGAAACGAAGAAGGAGGAAAUGAGAGUGAGGAACAGGAGGAAAUCACAGGAAGAACUGAUGAAGAUGAUCUUGAAAAAAGACUUCACAAGGAGGAAAACAGGGAUCACGUUGGAGCAAAUAAAAGAGAAGCCGGUGAUGAGAAUGACCUUAUAGAGGAUGAUGAGGUGAGUGACAGGGAAGAAAAAGCAGAGGAAAACAGGAAAGAAGAAAAAGAUUGGGGAGAUGUUGUGAAAAGAAAACUUGAGAACAAGGUGGAUAAAGAGAGGACUGGGGAAGGAAAGGUCUACAUUCGAGAGGUUGGUAAUGAAGAACAACAUAAACCAGAACAAAAAGAGAAAUUUCACCUCRGAGAAGACGUAGGUCGAAUUCAGGCAGAAAAUCUGCAGCAAAGCAAAGAAAGUUCAGUUGAAUCAAAUGUUGAGAAGCAAUACAUUCAAAAACAGCAUGAAGAUUCAGAUAAACAGGAAGAUCCAAUAUGGAGAAAUGACRGUGGUAGAUUUCAGUCCUGGUCUGUUGGGGACGGGACUGAAAAUGAUGGGUGCAACUUGUUAACAGGUGAUGAGACGACAGUUUCAAAAUCUUUGGAAACUCAAGAAGAGUUUCAUGGAAAUCUACAAGAGGAAGAGUCUUCAGAUGACGAGGAAGCUCAACGUUCAAUGGUUGAUGAUAAUGAUGAUGGUGACAAGGARGUGAAGAGUUUCUGUGAGGAUGAUUACCCUACAAGGAUGUUCCUCAGCUUGAGAGAAUUCAGGGAUUCCUCCCUCCUCACAGACCUUACUCUGAACACUGAGGAUGGGAGGAGUUUGUGUGUGCACUCCCUGGUCCUGGCUGCCAUCAGCUCACUAAUCCGGAAGAACCUGAGCGGAAGCAAAGAAAGAAGUCGUAGAGUCGACGAAAGAGGAGACAUAAAUGRAAGAGCAGGAGUUCAUGAGUGGUCCCUCUGUCUUGGUCCAGAGGUGAAUCAUGUCGGACUAGAGGGGAUUGUGGAGUUUGCCUACACAGGACUCAUAUCAUGUUUGAAUGAGCACAUGGGCCAGAUAAGAGCUGCCGCUGAAGCUCUGGGUGCCCAACGGGUUUUGGACUUUUGUGCCAAUAAAGAGGAGCCACCUACUAAAACUGGAGGAUGCAGUGAAGACAGACAAAUAAUGAUCAGUCUUCAGUGCAUCAAACAGCUGUGGAUGAACAGAGUGGGCUGUGAUGUGAUUCUGGAAGCUCCUGGUGGAUCUCUUCAUGCCCACAGAGUCAUCCUGGCUGUCAGUAGUGACUACUUCCGAGGGAUGUUCACCUUGGGCAUGAAGGAGUCCUUUCAGUCCUCUGUAACUUUUCCCUUCCUGUCGGCUUCAGAACUUGAAGUUCUAGUUGAUAGCUCCUACAGUGGGUCUCUUCCCCUCAGCUGGACAUGCAUCUUUGAGCUCACCGGUGCAGCUCUUCAGCUCCAGUACCAGCCUGCGCUGUCCUUGUGCCUUAACUUCCUUCAACAAGAAAUAACACCUCACACUUGUCUGGAUGUGGUAUCAUUUGCCAAAGCCUAUGAAAUAGCCCAUCUUCUCGAUGCAGCGGAAGAUUUUGUCUUGAGGCAGUUUCAAAAGGUGGCACUCACCUCUAAGUUUAAGGACCUGCCAACCAAACAGCUCCUCAAGUACCUGAACAGCAGCUCACUCUGUGUUCCCUCUGAGCUCAUGGUGUUCAACGCAGUGGUGUCGUGGAUUCGUGCAAAGCCCAGCAGAAGGUACAAACUUGCCAAGGAGCUCAUGAAAACUGUCCAUUUCCCCUUGAUGACUUUUAAAGAGUUCAAAGAGGUCCAGUCUGAAGACAUGUGGCGUGAUCACCGCUUGGCUGGGCUGUACAAAGCAGUUCUCGAAGAGUUCUGCUCCACUCAAACCACACUGCGGAACCAAUGUCGGAUCUACCUACCCAAAGAAAGCCUGGUCAUAAUUGGUGGGGACCAGAUCUCUGAAGACCUGAGUGGCCGCAGCAUCAGCAGAGAGCUUUGGUUUGGGAAUUCAUUGAGGAGUUUUACAGGAAUACAAAAGGCAAUGGAGUGGAGAAGUUUGGGAGAGAUGCCGGAGCCAGCGAGGUUUAGUCACGAGGUCGCUGUUCUGAAUGGACAACUCUACGUCUUCGGAGGCAAAAAGUAUUAUGGCAGCGGUGACACUUUAAACUCUGCUUACAGGUACAAUCCCCUACAAGACAACUGGGAGARCCUGAGUGAAAUGCAGGAAAAGCGAUGCUCUUUCUCUGUGGUUGUUCUAAAUGGAAAACUGUAUGCUGUGGGUGGACACUGUGAAGUUAACCAUAUGGACAGUGUUGAACUCUACUGUCCUUCUACAAACUCUUGGAGCUUCACCAGGCCUUUGGAGUUACCUUUAAGUGGACACGUAGCAAAAGUUUUAAAAGGGCAGAUUUUCAUCUCAGGGGGCCAGAAUAGUGACUUCCUGUGUCUGUCAUCCAUGUUUCUGUACCACCCAGAGAGGGGGAGCACCUUUCUGACAAACAUGAACAAUCCUCGAGCUCAUCAUUGCAUGGAGGCGCUGGGRGAUUGUCUGUAUGUAGCAGGAGGAAUCACCACGGAAGAUGGUGUGACUGUUGUCGACCAGCUAGCUUGUGAAGUGUACUGCCCAGCUGCUGACACCUGGACCGCCUUCACGUCUCUGCUGCUGCCACAUGUCGGAGCAGGAAGUGCAGUUUUGGAGGGGAAGUUUUAUUUGUUAGGAGGGUACAGUCAGGAGGACUGCAGUGACACUAACAUGGUUCAUCGCUACGAUACCACAACAGAAAAAUGGGAAAACAUUGGGGAGAUGCCUGGACCAAACAAUGACUUACAGGCAUGCGUGCUGUGUUUGCCUCAACAUCUGCGAAUGUAAGAAGCCUAGAUGGGACCAUAGCUGCAGUUGUUUAAUAAAGUUUGAGUUCUGAAUGAUUUA
Austrofundulus limnaeus is the source of this 4215-nucleotide messenger RNA. Its product is annotated as kelch-like protein 33. The record is from RefSeq and is a predicted model, not a curated record. Gene Ontology annotation, molecular function: protein binding. Lineage: Eukaryota; Metazoa; Chordata; Actinopteri; Cyprinodontiformes; Rivulidae. Bases 1123 to 4155 code for a protein of 1010 amino acids. The transcript has 4 exons.